This is a messenger RNA of Pseudozyma flocculosa PF-1, 453 nucleotides long. RefSeq lists its product as uncharacterized. The transcript has 7 exons. Bases 1 to 453 code for a protein of 150 amino acids. NCBI's taxonomy places the organism in Eukaryota, Fungi, Basidiomycota, Ustilaginomycetes, Ustilaginales, Ustilaginaceae. Gene Ontology annotation, molecular function: metal ion binding; lactoylglutathione lyase activity. The record is from RefSeq and is a predicted model, not a curated record.
AUGCCUCGCACCGCAGAGACCGCCAGCUACCGCCUCAACCACACCAUGAUCCGUGUCAAGGACCCCAAGAAGUCGCUCGACUUUUACGAAAAUGUCCUAGGAAUGGACCUCAUCGACCAACACAAGGCCGACGACUUUACCCUCUACUUCCUCGCCUACCAGCACAACCCUAAGGAGCAGCGCGGAGAGCGUGAAGCCAUCCUCGAGCUGACGCACAACCACGGCACUGAAAACGACCCCAACUUUGCCUACCACAACGGCAACAAGGAGCCGCAGGGAUUCGGCCACCUGGCCAUUGCCGUCGACGACAUCCAGGCUGCGUGCGAGCGCUUUGAGAAGCUGGGCGUCAAGUUCCAGAAGCGCCUCACGGACGGCAAGAUGAAGUCGAUCGCCUUUAUCCUCGACCCCGACAACUACUGGAUCGAGGUCAUCCAGACGACGCGACCCCAGUGA